UUUAUAAAUCAAUGGUUUUGUGCGAAAGACUGCGAAACGAAAACCAAUUAAUGAAUCAAUACUUCCGGCUCUUGGAGGACAACGAGUGUCUCGAAGUGACUACUAAUCAAUCGCGAAGAAUAUCUGACAUGAAAGACACGUAUCGGCGGAUGUGUUGCAAGUGUUUCACUCGUUUCAGAGACGCCACCAUUAGUUUGAGACAACGGUUUGUGUUAAACGCAGACAUCGACGAAGACUUGAAUUUUCUGUGUUGUCUUCCGAUUGAGUCGUUCGAGAGGUUUACCGCUGAAGACGUGUCUGAUAUCACUCUUUCGGCACUUAAAAUUAUGAAAUUAUUUGAUGAACUGAUCCACGAAUCGGACCAAACAUGCGGUGAACUGAUGUCUAUUUAUAAGUGCGCGAAGUCUUUGUGGUUAUCUUCGGAGAGAUCUCUCGUCAAAAGUCGUGACUUAAGACAACAAACCACUCAAUCGAUUGAAACGUCGAGUCUAUUGAAUACUAAUAGAAAUAUUCGCAAACAUCUGAUGAUUGCACUCAAUAUUGUUGAUGAAUUGGAUUCACUCGUAGAAGAGGAUGACAUUGAAAGGGCAACAGAUUUUCGACACCAAAUGAGACAAAAACUCGACUCAAUUGACAGUGAAUUCAAAGAGCUCAAGGAUUCAAAGAAUAAAUUGUUUAAUAAUAUAGAAGUGAAUGGAAGUGAAGAUUCAGUCAAACAAUUACCUACUUUAUCAUCAGUUGCUGCCGAAGAUUAUGUGGUUAGGGAUCAGGUUUUCGAAGCGAUCGUCACUGAAGACUGUGAUGAAAGUGACCACAAUUCGAGUGAAGAAGAGGACGAAGAGCUCCGGGAAUACAGACUGAAGUUAUCUCAAGAGUCCAUUGCAUCACAUAAUCUGUUCCGUGAACUCAAAGUCGCCCUCAUAUCGAAAGCCGCGGAACACGAGAGACGGGAAGCAAAAGCUCUGGGAAUCGAAAUACCGGUGAAUGUCGUGAAGGAUGACCUCCAAGACAGUGAUCAAAGUGUGAACUCAGUCAGUGAUGAACACUCCAGUGAAUCACUUUCCAAACGAAUACCAUUUACUGAUUCAAAGCAAUCCAUGAAUGAAAGUUUGGGCCAAUCGUUUGGCUUUGAGUCACAAAUCGCUGCAUUUGCCGCACAAAAGGCCAGAGAUUUUGGUAUCAGUGAUGAGACGGAAAGGUUUGGCGAUGACUCGGACUCCGAGUCCGAUGAAUAG
This is a messenger RNA of Oppiella nova, 1235 nucleotides long. Lineage: Eukaryota; Metazoa; Arthropoda; Arachnida; Sarcoptiformes; Oppiidae. The record is from the annotation of a GenBank genome assembly.